AUAGCUUUACUUUUUGGCAAAUAUAUAUAUAUAUAUAUUUGAUCAAUUUUGUAGGAAAAUAUAUAUAUAUAAUUAUAUAGUAUGAUAUAGAAUUAUAUGCUAUACCAUAUUUAAUAAGUUUCGGCUGUUUCUGUUCAUAUUACCUCUUCUGAAGCCGUUUCGGCGAAGAUGGAGGAAGAAGGCGAUGCCAAGCCAAAGAAGGCGGGGCCUCGCCAGUGUUGCGUCUGUAACCAGAGAAGAGCUGCGCUUAAGAGACCCAAAACCCUUGAGCAGAUUUGCAGGGAGUGUUUCUAUCGAGUCUUUGAGGAGGAGAUUCAUCAAGUAAUUGUGGAAAACCAGCUGUUCAAGCCUGGUGAACGCAUUGCCAUUGGUGCUUCUGGUGGAAAAGAUUCCACGGUCCUCGCUUAUGUACUGUCAGAAUUAAAUAGGCGGAACAAUUAUGGUCUUGAUCUUUUUCUCUUAUCAGUUGAUGAGGGAAUUACUGGCUACAGAGAUGAUUCACUUGAAACUGUCAAAAGAAAUGAAAUACAGUAUGGACUGCCUCUUAAAGUUGUCUCCUACAAGGAUUUGUAUGGAUGGACAAUGGAUGAAAUGGUGAAGAUGAUCGGUCUAAAAAAUAAUUGUACAUUUUGUGGUGUUUUUCGCCGUCAGGCCCUUGAUCGAGGUGCUGCAUUGCUGAAAGUAGACAAGCUUGCCACCGGACACAAUGCAGAUGAUAUUGCUGAAACAGUUCUCCUAAAUAUCCUACGAGGUGAUAUUGCUAGAUUGAGUAGAUGUACUGCAAUAACCACGGGUGAAGAUGGACCAAUUCCAAGAUGCAAACCUUUCAAGUACACAUAUGAGAAAGAGAUUGUUAUGUAUGCAUAUUUCAAGAGGCUGGACUACUUCUCCACUGAAUGUAUUUAUUCUCCAAAUGCAUAUCGUGGUUUUGCUCGUGAGUUCAUCAAGGAUCUAGAACGAAUAAGACCAAGGGCCAUACUUGACAUAAUUAAAUCAGGAGAGGAUUUCAGGAUUUCCACUUCUACAAAAAUGCCAGAGCAGGGGACUUGUGAACGCUGUGGUUACAUUUCAAGCCAGAAAUGGUGUAAAGCCUGUGUUUUGCUUGAGGGAUUGAAUCGAGGUUUGCCAAAGCUAGGUAUUGGACGGAGUAGAGGACUUAACCAAGAGAAUAGCAAGGAUGUUAAAAAGGGCAAUGGAGCAAGAAGUAUUGAAAGCAAACAAUGUGGAAGUUUGGACUUCUGAGGUAGCGUUUUGGAUUUUUGACCGUGGACCAAAGGUUCUAUUUCGUUGUAUGUACUAAUAGAUUUUUAUAAAGUUGGACAGAGUCCAAACAUGGUAGACCAGAAUGUGCUCUAUCUCUCUCUGCUUUUUUUUUUUUUUUUUUUUCUUUUGGGUUUUGUUUUUCCACACGUGGGUUUUAUACCAAAAUUGUAUUUGAACUCUUCAUUAUGCCGCUGGCUGAUACACUGAGGGAAAAAUGGAUAACAAUUGGUGAAUAAAUAGUUUAUUUAUGCA
This is a messenger RNA of Ziziphus jujuba (common jujube), 1515 nucleotides long. Its product is annotated as cytoplasmic tRNA 2-thiolation protein 1. Gene Ontology annotation, cellular component: cytosolic tRNA wobble base thiouridylase complex; mitochondrion. Lineage: Eukaryota; Viridiplantae; Streptophyta; Magnoliopsida; Rosales; Rhamnaceae. The record is from RefSeq and is a predicted model, not a curated record. Gene Ontology annotation, biological process: tRNA wobble position uridine thiolation. The transcript has 10 exons. Gene Ontology annotation, molecular function: tRNA binding. Bases 169 to 1242 code for a protein of 357 amino acids.